Penicillium paradoxum is the source of this 2715-nucleotide messenger RNA. RefSeq names its product mRNA-binding protein PUF3. The record is from RefSeq and is a predicted model, not a curated record. Gene Ontology annotation, cellular component: cytoplasm. Gene Ontology annotation, biological process: nuclear-transcribed mRNA catabolic process, deadenylation-dependent decay. The coding region runs from base 1 to 2715 and encodes 904 amino acids. Gene Ontology annotation, molecular function: mRNA 3'-UTR binding. Lineage: Eukaryota; Fungi; Ascomycota; Eurotiomycetes; Eurotiales; Aspergillaceae. The transcript has 4 exons.
AUGGCUUCUACCAUGGCCGCAAAUGCAACCAGCGCACACAACGUGCGCUCGAAUCGGGCUUCCAACAUGAGUUCAUCCGGGAUGAACGACCGCACUCGCGGGUCACAGAGUAACAGUGUCGGCAAAGGCUUCGGCGCUGGCAAGGCCAGCUGGAACAACAACAUCUGGGGGGACUCUAACCUGGGAGGAUUCGGAGAUGAUCAACACAUCAGCGAGACUGGAUUCGAAGGAAAGUCCGGAUCAGGUUCCCUGCUGUCGACAUCAGAGUCCGACGGCUGGUCAGGCCGUGCCAACUUGCCAUGGAGCACCGUCAACACCAACCCCUCGUUCCAAAACAGAGGUCUGGCUACAUCUCCCAUUCAGACUCGUGUCAAUGACCGGAGCGCUCCCGCCUUGACUGAGGCCAAUGAUAGCUCCUACUUUGCCCUACCCCGCACCACGAGUAUCAGUACUGCUGGUGCCACCGCGAGCCACAGACCCUACCUCAAUGCUGGGUCUGAGGGUGUCUCACCUUCCGCUGAGGGUAUCUCGUUUGGUGGCUUCGCUAGCCGUCGCCAGAUGAACUCUACUGGCCUCGGUGGCAGCCCCGUGGGAAGCACUUUCCCCGUGAAGCCUGGCUUCUCAAGCCCUCUCGAUGGUGCAGGCACAGAUGGUAUGGGAGCUUCCAUGGGCAUGGGAUCGCUAGCAGCUGGUAUCUCUGAGCACAUGUCGCCUCCCCAGGGUCGCACAUCCAUUUCACACGCCUCUCACAACUCAGCUUCUUACUCGAACCAACGUCCUGCUCACUCCUCCCACCCAUCCUUCUACUCCGACAACACCAGCGUCGACGGGCGCUAUGCCGGUGGCUCAAUGGACUUGGGCGCUGGAUUGAGCAAACUGCAGUUGAAUGAAAGCACCUACACGUCGCAGGGAGUCCAGCGACCCGCAUUUGUUCCGCACGCCUCGUUCGAUGGCAGCUUCCCCCGGGCGAAGUACCAGACCAACGAAGAUGCUUACCAGACACUUGGUUACUCUGCUGAGGCAGCCCAGGAAAUGCACAUUGCUUACCAGCAGGCACGGUCCCGAGCCGCCAACACUGGGUCAAUCUCACCUUCUGACUAUGCCCGCAUGGACAGCCCCAUCUAUGCAAGCAUGGAGGGCUCUGCUCAGUUCCGCAACGCAGCUGGAAAUGAGAGCCAGGCAGCGGCGUUUGAACGUCGACUCCGAGCCUUCCAGGAACAGGAGCUUGCGCAGAGUUCCUCGCGAAUGCAAUACCCUCCGUCUUACGACUUCCAAGCUUACCAGGCUUCGCGUUUGAACGCUCUCUCUGGUUUCUACCCAGUUGCCCAUCUCAGUGGCCUCGGUGCUGCUGCACUGGUAUCGCGUACUCAGCGUGAACACGACCCGACACAGGUCGUUCGCAGCCCGCUUCUCGAGGAAUUCAGAGCCAACAGCAAGGGCAACAAACGGUACGAGCUGAAGGACAUCUACAACCAUGUCGUCGAGUUCAGCGGUGAUCAGCACGGCUCUCGUUUCAUUCAACAGAAGCUAGAGACUGCGAACAGUGAUGAGAAAGAACAAGUCUUCCGAGAGAUCCAGCCCAACUGCCUUCAGCUGAUGACCGAUGUCUUCGGUAACUACGUUGUGCAAAAGUUGUUUGAGCAUGGCAACCAAACUCAGAAGAAGAUCCUCGCCAACCAGAUGCGCGGCCACGUCCUGGCUCUAUCAACCCAGAUGUAUGGAUGCCGCGUUGUCCAAAAGGCAUUGGAACACAUUCUCACCGAUCAGCAAGCUGCCAUGGUGAAGGAACUGGAAAACCAUGUCCUGAAAUGUGUUCGUGAUCAGAAUGGAAACCACGUCAUUCAGAAGGCCAUUGAGCGUGUUCCCUCGCAGUACGUGCAGUUCAUCAUCAAUGCCUUCCGUGGUCAGGUCAACAGACUCGCCGCCCAUCCCUACGGUUGCCGCGUGAUCCAGAGAAUGCUGGAGCACUGCGAGGAGGUUGAUCGCCAGUCCAUCCUGGCCGAGCUUCACGCUUGCACCUCCAACCUCAUCCCAGAUCAGUUUGGCAACUACGUUAUCCAGCACGUUAUCGAAAACGGCGAUGAGAAGGAUCGAACUCGGAUGAUCGACAUCGUGAUGGGCCAGCUCCUUGCAUACUCUAAGCACAAGUUUGCUAGCAAUGUCGUGGAGAAGAGCAUUGAGUUCGGUGCAGAACAUGAGCGCAUCCACAUCAUCAGCACCCUUACCUCCUCGAAUGACAGAGGCGAGAGCCCUCUCCUUGGUCUCAUGCGCGACCAGUAUGGCAACUAUGUCAUCCAGAAAGUGCUCGGCCAACUGAAGGACGCAGAGCGUGAAGCUCUGAUCGAUGAGAUCAAGCCCCUUCUCAGCCAGCUGAAGAAAUUCAGCUACGGCAAGCAGAUUGUUGCCAUCGAGAAGCUCAUCUUCGACCCCAACUCUCCCGCCACUGGCACUUUGUCGCACACCUCGUCGACGACCCCUCCCAACUCGCACAAGUCUUCCCCGCAGCCCGCCAAGCGCUCUAUCCCCAUGGACCAGGCCCGGCCCCCUUUUGUGGGCAACGCUCCCCCCACCCCUCCCCCAAUGGAUCCUCAGACCACCGUUGAUAGCACCCUCGAGUCGAAGGGUCUCGCCAAGAGCACAGUGACAUCGGUUUCAAGUCCCGAGACUGGCAGCACCGGUGUUACCGUCCCGGUCGAUGUUACUAGUGCUCACUAA